CCCCCUCCAUUAUUAUUUUCCAUUCUUCUUCUCCUCUGGUGAGUGAAGGGCUCUGUUCCUUUUGCGUACGCUUUGGUCCUCUCCGCUCUCCUCUGCUCUCCUCUCCUCCUAACCUCACCCCAAUUGCUUUUUCCGUUCUGUGAGUUCUUCCGUGAAAGGGGAAUCUUUCAUUUCUACACUGUCUGUUUCGACGAUGGCCCCAGAGCUCUAAAAGAUCCCUGCUUUACACCAAAGGUUAGAGCUCGGAGGAUCCCACUAAGCUGCCCAAUAAUCAAAACAAAAGCCUACCCAUCAAAAUCAUUCCACCCUUUUUCCCUUCCCCCUCCUCGUUUAAUUUAUUUGCCUCUUGUGGGGGACUGUCUGUGUCCCAUCAUUCAUUAUUCGGGGAAAUCUUCUCUUUUGCCUUUUCGGGGUUUAUAUACGGAUAGGAUUUAACUCCCUCUUCUGUUGGGUUUAAAGAGGUCUGAGGUCCUCACAGUGCCUGUCUGUCCUGUUCCUGUUCCUGUUCCUGGCCUGUCCUCUCCCUCCCUCCCUCCCCUGCAUCUGCUUCUGUUGCUGGUUUGAGGAUGCGGGCUUUCUCGGGUUCUAGCUUUGGCUGAAGACUCGAACAGGAGAAACACUUUGAUACCAUCCUUCAUCUGGGUUGCUAAGCUUUUUCGGGCAGCUCUUCGUGCUUGAUCGAUUGCAUAUUUGCUAUGGCUGGGGAUUCUAGAAACGGGGAGGCUGGCGCCAAUUUUUUCGGUUUCAUGCAAGGAAACAGCAGAGAUUGGCUUAUGGGAAGUGAUGGAAGUUCCAGAAACGUAACUGCUUGUUCACCUGAGGAGCGAAAGCUUGAGCUGAGGCUCGGUCCACCCGGUGGUGAAGAGUUCUGGUCCACUAAGGAACAUGAGAAGAAAAUUAGCAGCCGAGGUAGAGAUGAGGCUCUUGCCUCCUCUUCCUACUUCUCUCAUAUGGUUCCGGCGCAGACCAGCAAUAAUAGCUUGAACAACAUGAACACUGGUCAGAAGUUCUCCACUGCUUCUACUGCAAAAGCAUCUGCUCCCAAUGUCUCUCAAAAAAGAACCGCUCCUGCUCCGGUUGUCGGUUGGCCUCCGAUCCGAUCGUCCAGGAAGAAUCUUUCCAGCUCCAGCACCAGCAACUUGAAGCCGCCUCCUAAAUCCCAAGAUGUGGUCUCAAACAAAAUCUCUGGGGAAAAACCUGCUGAGAGUACCGGGAAGGGCUUGUUUGUGAAGAUCAAUAUGGAAGGUGUCCCCAUUGGAAGAAAAGUAGACCUGAAAGCCUGCAACAGCUACGAGAAACUCGCCUCUGCUGUCGAUGAACUCUUCAGAGGUCUUCUUGCUGCUCAAAGGCAUACAUCUCAUUCUGGAAAAGAGACCAAACAAGAGGAAGAGAAGCCGAUAUCGGGCGUGUUGGAUGGGACAGGGGAAUACACCCUUGUUUACGAGGAUAACGAAGGAGACAGGAUUCUCGUCGGAGAUGUCCCAUGGGACAUGUUUGUAACCACCGUGAAGAGACUGCGUGUAUUGAAGAGUUCAGAACUUUCUGCUGCAAACCUUGGGGGAAACAAGCAAGAGAAGAGAUCACUCGAGUCUGGCCCCUCCUCGAGGUGAAGAGAUGGGAGACCCGAAUCCGUGGCGACAGCACCUUAGUGGAGAAGAGACCAGACCAGUCGGCCGAGUUGACUCGUGACUGUCCAAUAUUGCUAAAGUAAAAGCUAAUGUUGAGAUGAUGAAUAUAUUCUUGUUGGCUUCUAUAAGAUAGGGAAUGGCUAGACAUGGGUUUUGAUGCUCAUGUCCUUGUAUUGUUUUUUUUUUUUUUUUUUUUUUUUUACGCGGGAA
Messenger RNA from Punica granatum (pomegranate), 1838 nucleotides. The record is from RefSeq and is a predicted model, not a curated record. NCBI's taxonomy places the organism in Eukaryota, Viridiplantae, Streptophyta, Magnoliopsida, Myrtales, Lythraceae.